AAGAACCUGGAGUAGGAACCCUGGCACCACCUGUCAUGCUGGAGCUUCGUCUUUCUCGCAACCCGCGGCACCUACAGAGCAGUUUGGGGAGGUGCCUAGGGAGGGGCUCCAGCUUGCUUUGUUCUCUGAACUUUCGGCUAAACCAAUGAGCAGGGCGCCAGGUGGCGAAAUCUCUCAGAAGCCUAGUGUGAGCUCGGAGCACUGGGCCGGAGGCGCGCGCACGCGCGCGCGCAGUUCUGGGGUUUGGGCAGGGGCGCAGAGGUCCAUGGGGAAGUAUUGCGCGCGAGGUUCGGGAAGACUACUACGCUCAGCGUGGAGCGGGAGCUGCCCCGGGUGCUAGGCGGAGCGCUAGUCUGCCGUCGGCCCGUAACCUGAAUCAGGGAGCUCGCGGGAGCCAGCCAGCCAAUAGUAGGGUCUGAACCUCGCCAAGAGCUUCUAGGCUGUGGCAGCUGCAACCACAACAACUGCAGUACCGGGAGUAGCCGAGCCUUCCCGCCCGAAGCGCGUGCUCAGACACUGACUAGGAACAAAAGAAGUUGGGAUGAGACUGGGGAGUUUGCAAAAGGAAAGUGAAAGCCGGAAUAGGCGACUCGAAGCUGUGGCUGGGUGAGAAACUAAGCGACAGUUCCCCAGACGCGGCUGAGCGUCAUGAGCCCAGGAGUGCGGAAUUCUGCACUAGAUCCCCAAGGCUAGCUUUCCCGGGCCGCCGUCCUCGUGGGGGCCAGCUCCGCAGUCAUGGCCAUAGCCCACUUGGCUACGGAGUAUGUGUUCUCGGAUUUCCUGCUCAAGGAGCCCUCUGAGCCCAAAUUCAAGGGGUUGCGCCUGGAGCUGGCUGUGGAUAAGAUGGUCACUUGUAUCGCCGUGGGGCUCCCCCUGCUCCUCAUCUCGCUGGCCUUCGCACAGGAGAUCUCCAUUGGUACACAGAUAAGUUGCUUCUCUCCCACUUCCUUCUCCUGGCGCCAGGCUGCUUUUGUGGACUCCUACUGCUGGGCAGCAGUUCAGCAAAGGCAUCCAUUGAACAGUGAUUCAGGAAACCUCCCUUUGUGUCUCCAUAAGUUUUUCCCUUACAUUUUGUUGCUGCUCGCCAUCCUAUUGUACUUGCCUACUUUGUUCUGGCGUUUCACUGCAGCCCCUCACCUUUGUUCAGAUAUGAAGUUUAUUAUGGAGGAACUUGACAAAGUUUACAACCGUGCCAUUAAAGCUGUGAAGAGUGUCCGUGGUGUCGAUGUGAGAGAUGGUGCCGGCCCAUUUGUGGCUUCAAUGAAUGAGAAUAUUGGGCAAAGUCUCUGGGAAAUAUCUGAAAGCCAUUUCAAAUAUCCAAUAGUAGAACAGUACUUGAAGACAAAAAAGAAGUCAAAGAAUUUAAUAGUCAAGUACCUUAUCUGCCGGGCUGUGACUUUCAUGAUUAUACUGCUGUCCUGUGUCUACCUGGGAUAUUACUUCAGCCUUUCCUCCCUCUCUGAUGAGUUUGUCUGUAGCAUCAAGUCAGGAAUCUUGAAGAACGACAGCACGGUUCCCGAGCAAUUUCAGUGUAAACUCAUAGCAGUUGGGAUUUUCCAGCUUCUCAGCUUCAUUAACUUGGUGGUUUAUACUCUUUUGGUGCCUGUGGUUGUGUAUACAUUCUUUGUGCCCUUCAGGCAAAAGACUGAUGUUCUCAAAGUCUAUGAAAUCCUGCCCACUUUUGACAUUUUGCACUUCAAGUCAGAAGAAUACAAUGACUUGAGCCUCUACUAUCUUUUUCUGGAAGAAAAUAUAAGUGAACUUAAGUCCUAUAAGUGUCUUAAAGUCCUGGAGAACAUUAAAAGGAACAGUCAAGGGAUUGAUCCCAUGCUACUUCUGUCCAACCUUGGGAUGAUCAAGACUGAUGUUGUAGAUGGUAAAACUACGAAGCCUGCAGAGAAAAUGGGAACAGAACCUGGGAAUGAUGCAACAGAGCUCAAGGUUUUGACAGAUGAAGAUAUAAGUGAUGACGCCAAAAUAGAUAAUGAAGAGAAGAAAAUUCGCCAGAGACUUCUAGAGUCAUCACAAUGACCUUUUCCCUCAGAUUUUCAAUGUUGUUACUUUUACAAUGAGUAACGUCCUGUUGAUGGUGCAAGCCUUGCUGACCAGAGAAAUUAAGGGAUUAGUCUUUCAAUCACCUUGCAUUGUGCCUGACUCACAACAGGUACACAGUUGGUGAGGAUGGUGAAGAAUGUAUCAUGGUGUCUGCACUGGGAUGAUGAACUCUAAGAUUCUCAGUAUUGUGAACAAGAGGCAAAAUAACAGCUUUGAGAAUAUCUUGAAUAAAUUGCACAAGAGCUGAGUAGAAUGCCUCAAGUACAGCUAUCAAAACCAUUUUAAUUUGUAAAUAAUAAAAUAGUAAAAGGUAUGAAAAGAAGUGACACCAGAGCAGAGACCUAGAGAAAAGCUUUUCCAUGGAAAAUAAUGAUUUGUUCCAGAUCAACAAAAAGAUAUGGACUUACAAAAGAUAGGAAUCAAGUAAGGAUAUCAGGGAACAUUUAAGUUCCUAGCAUACUUUGUAAUCACUGCUGGACCAUAAAGCAUUCUACAAGUUAGAUAAGAAUGAAAAUGGGUAUGAAAACUGACUUCCUCCUACAUGUCUUAAUUUGGAAAUAAUUAGACUCUAUUGUUAAAACUUUUGAUAUACAUUUUAGGUUUUUUGGACUACUUAAUUUAGGCAGUUUUUAAAUCAGACCAGUUAGAUUCCUUCAACAAAGACAUGAAGUGUUUUGUUUUGUUUGCAACAAAUAUUGUUGUAAAAUAAACAUUUAAGCCAUGGCAUCAAAGGAUAAAGAACACUAAUCUGAAAGAGUCUAGUUUAGAUAGACAAAAACAACUUAUUAAGUGCUCAUCUGGAUGACUCCAAAUAUUGCCUUGCUUAAAAAACCUUAGCAUAGAAAUCCGAGCUGACAAGGUAGAACAUUCAAGGAAAGACUUUUUCAUAUUGCAAAGGUAGCCACUUCCCAAAAGGAUUUCCUACAGAAUUACUUCCAACCGUGAGCUUACCUAAUGCUUCUAAGAUAUGAUUCAAUUUAAGCAAAACUUGAAGGGGAUGUUUCUUCAGCUGAAAAUAAGUCAAAUCUGUAUUGGAUUUCCAUCAGAAAGCAUUAAAUAAUUCCUGCCAAAUAUGUCUCUUUAAGAAAAAAGAUUCAACGCAUAGUACUAAGGCCAUUUGGCCUCUUGUUUUUCAGAAAUAUUUUAUAGACAGUUUAAAAAAAUAACAAGUAUAAGCAUGCUGUGUGCAAGGGGGUAGAUCAAGUAAUUCCUAGACAGUUUUUUGUGGGGAGAAUUUGAAGCCAUUGUGUAGAUCUUACUUCUAUUUAAAUAUUAUGAUGUAAAUCUUUUUAAAAGUUGCAUUUGUAAAUCUUCCCUUGUGAUGUUAAAAGUAAACUGUAUAGUUAGAAGUGAGUAGUGGUUUUUAGUUAAGCAAACCUAAAUCCUCACCAGUUAGACAUUGUUGUUUACCCAUCUAAUUGUUUAUGGGACAAUUGCAUAAGAUGACAUUACAGUGUCUGCCUUUCAUAGUUUUUUUAAAGGAUUGAUUUUUCUGUGAUGAGUUCUAGAAUAGCUAACGAUGUGCAUUAAGAAGUCAGUGUUAAAAAUCUUUUUCCAUUUCAUGAUGUUCUUUGAGGCUCUGGUAUUAUCAUUUGGAAUGUAUUUAUUUCUCUGUGACCUCAGACAUAUGGACAGCUUUGGUCUUCUGCUAUAUUAUCAUGUAUGUUUUCAUACCAGACUUGCUAAAGCUUAGCUCUGCUGCUGAUGGGAUUCUGGUUUACAGUUUAAACGUUUGUUUCAAGAACCCGAUGUGUGCCCCUCAUGCAGCCUAUUUUAGUUUUAUUUUCAAACUUUUAAAUGCCAACAUACUGCCUUUUUUUGAUGGCUCUCGGCUCUAUGGCCAGCAGGGUAAAGUGGUAACAAAGCUAAAUGUUCUGGACUUGGAAUCAGAAGAAAAAAUGCUCACUGGACAGUCCUGAGCAAAUCACUUAACCUCUUUAAGCCUCAGAAUCUGUAAAAUGGGUAUCAAAAUCUCAGUGUUAAUAAUAGUAGCAUACAGUGCUAUUGAGAGGAUCAAAUGAGAUAUGUAUGUAAAGUGCUUUGUAAAGCUUAAAGCAAGAGUAGGUAAACUGUGGCAAGCAUUUGGCUCUCUUGUUUUUACACAGCCCAUGAGCUGAGAAUGUUUCUUACAUUUUCAUUUUCAAAUGUAAAAUUAUUAUUUAAAAAAAAAUUUUAAAGGCAUACUUAACUUUUAGGUAAGGGCUUAAGGAAGGGUUGACUUGGUAGACCCUUGCCUUAAAGCACAAUAUUUAAUUAAUGUUAUUAUUUUAUUCACUAAUACUAACAAAUGUUAUUAUGUUCUCAUAUCUGGUGAUUUUGAAGCAUCUCAUCAAGGUUGCUACAAUUAACUUAAUUUUGUCUUCUUUCAUUUCUCUCUGACUACUUUCUGACCAGAGGUAUUAAUGAGUAGGAGAGAGAAAGAAGCAUAAGCAAAGGUUUUCUCCUCUCCUAACCUAUCUCCUAGGGGAUUAAAUAAUCCUGGGUAACUGGCUCUGUUCCAUACAGGGGGAAAAAACCCAUCUCCACACUGUGAAGAGACUCUUCACCAGUGGGGGAUGGAAGGAGGGAGAUACCACAGAUAAUUUAUGUUCUCUCCAAAGGAUUGUGCCCUGUCAUGUCCCUUCCUUGAUUCCUCCAGGGACCUAUGUGGUUUGAUUGGUUACAAAGGGCCCUAUCUAGUGGUGGCUUCUUAUCUCCAGUCUUUACUCAUAGGUUUCUAGAUAAUGGGUCUGGAAAGAAACUUAAAAGUCCUAAAGUUCCUGCUCCCUCAUUUUAAAAUGAAGAAAACUACAGUCAGGAAAAGUUAGGUGACUUGUCUAAGGUCACCCAUGAAGAGACAGAACCAUAGAACUCAGGUCCUAUAACACCAAGUUUAGCCCUCUUUCUUCUCUACCAUAAUGAUACCAAUUGGCAGUAGAACAAUAAUAAUUUUUUUCCCUUAAGAAACUUGUAUAUUUGUGGGAGUGAAAGGGUAACCUUUGAGUAAAAUCCAGUCCAUAAAGUUGCCAGUCAGGGAGAUGUCAGAGAUGAUUUUGCAAGCUGUGGCUAACUCUCUGACAUUUCAAUCCCAAGCUGAGGAAGCAGGUCAGCUAUUGUGGCUAAAGGUUCUUUUGUCUUGCAUGCCUUCCAUAAGGAGGAGUCAGCCUGUAUUCUCUUUUAUAAAAAGGGAACAAUCAUUCCCUAAUAUUAUUACCUUAAACCUUGGGUUCAUAAACCUAAUUUUAAAAAAAUUGAUAAUGGGUUUGACUAUAAUUGGUUUCAUUAGUAAUCCUUUGUAUUUUAUUUUACAUACUUAAAAAACAUUUUCCAAGAAAGACACCAGACUGCCAAAGGAGUCCAUAGCAUAAGGAAAGGUUAAGAACCUCUGCUAUAGAUUUACUGAUUAGUUCUAGCUCCUAAUCUUUCUGCUAGCUUCAUUUUUUUGGAUUUUGGAUUUGGAUUCACAGAUGCAGGCCACUAACUCUAUAUUGUCUUCUAAAGUUGCUCCGAACAUGGAAGGGUUAAGUAACUUGCCCAGAGCCCGAGAUAGCCAAUAUGUAUUAAAAGCAGGAUUUAGACCCAAAUCUUCUUAAUAUCAAGUAUGUCAACUCUGCCAUGCUUCUACAAAAAUCAAGCCAGAUAUGACAUUGUUGCAGGAAAAAUAGUAUUUUAGCCAGAUUUUUUUAACCAAAAGAAUAGCCUGACACUCCUGGCAAUAAACUAUUCACAUUAUAUUUUCCACACAAUAGUCCUAUGAGGUAAUUCCUUCACUUUUACUACUCUGAUCCCUAUUUUACAGAUCAGGAAACUGAGACUCACAGAGAUGAAGUGACUUGCCCAAGUUCCAAGUCCAAUACUGUUUCUGCUAUAACACAGCAAUUGCUUAUUUUUGAACACUUACAAGAGUGUAACCACUUUCUAAGGCCAAAAAUGAGAUGAGUAUGUGAGCAAGGUGUGGAAUGAUUCACUGACAAAUCAUAGCCUUCUAUUAGCCCUAUCUGCAUCAACCUAAAACAUGGAGGACCACCUUAGGAUUUGCUGAAUUAACUCUUGCCAGCCUUUGAUUUAACCCUCUUAGUUCAAGUCACUGGCUAUAGGUUACAGGCUUGAUUGAACAAGGGAAAUGUGAGAGUGAGCAGAAAUGUGUUAUAGCUGCAGUGUCUUGGAAGGACAAUCAAAGGCCUUGACUUCCCCAAGGAAAGAAGGUUAGCCCCUUGUUUACUUAAAGGAGAUACUUUUUUUUUUCUGACAAAAUGAUGAAUUUAAGCUGAAAAGGUGAAUCAUUGUUCCUCAUCUAUCUUUCACUGAGCUUUGGGAAUAUGAAUUUGGCAAUGCUUGUAAACAGGCUUUGAGCCCCCUUUAAAGUGAUGCUGCAGAAAAACUAAGUGAUUUCCAUUUGUUUUGAACCUUCUAAUUCUAUACCUUUCAAGGAUGUGGAAAAAUCUGUUCACUCUUCAGAGACAUAUCUAAAAUGGACUACAUGGGCCUUGCUCAAAUGUGGGAAACCUUUUAGAGCUGCUGUUUCUGCCUUGUAAAAAACUGAUGGAGCCAUCUUUGCACAAAUGGGAAUCAGUUCACCCACUUUUUUACAGGAGAAAUCCAACUUCUGAAAUUCUAAUCCUUACGUAGGUACCUUUUCAUGUUGAUUCUCUUUCUUUUGCUUGGCUCAAACCACAGGUGAUGCCAUUUGUAUUACUUUAAGACUCAAUUCCUUGUGAGUUGAGGCUUUGUUUUUUAAUAGUCUUCAGUGAUUUUUUGUAUUUGGGCAAGACUCAUUUAGCUAUUUGCAAUUCUGUGAAAACUAUCAGGAUUCCACAUACAGGUGGUCAUCAUAUUCUCAGUGUUAGGACACUCCUUCUGCAAGCUAUCAAGGACCAUUUCAUGUUUACUCAGACCAACCAAGAAGCCCUGAAAGUUUGAAGACCAUGGAAAUUAGAUGGAGAAAUACCAGAAGGUUUGGAGGUCAACUGAAAUCUUCAGUUUUCAGAAACUGAAUUUUCACCUAUGAUUUCAUCAUUAGAUUGUUUUCUCUGAAUCAUUCUCUUGAAAGCCGUACCCUUUCCCCACCUCAAUUUUAUGCAAAUUCUUUUUUUUUUUUCAAAAAGCUGAUGAGGAUGGCAUGGUAUCAUGACAUAUGAUUAAUAGUAAUUAACUCCGAGUGAUUGCUGUGUAACGUGCUUUGAACUGGAUUUUUUUUUUUGCUUCUUAUGUUCCCAUUUCAGCUAUAAAGAUAAUUUGCCAUUUACCAUGUGAGACGUGAUAAAAUAAUUUUGUGUAUGUGUGUGAGUGAUGGAUGUCUUUGCAAGUUUGCUAUGAAUGCCUUGAGCCUUUUGCUCUGUCUUUCAGGGGAAGGAACAUAUUUUAGGUGAUUAAUGGUACAGUAUAACAAGUAGUCGGUACAUAAUAUUAGACCUAUGAGUGAUUCUUGUGCUUUUGGCGGGGUGUUAUGUUAAAAUUUAUCUAUAGCUCUGUCAGUCUUGAAGGUUUAAAGCCCUUUUCAAAGUGAAACUCUCAAUUUUUAAAUUCACUGACUACUAACAGUGCUCCCAAAUACUGUUCUUCAGAACCCUGGUUCUCUAUUUAAUGAGACUCCAGACUCCACAAGACAAUGUCAAGGCUACUGAUGCUUUUCCCUUUAAAAUGUUAAAUAUGAAAUUACUUCCAUAUCCAAAAUAUUAAUUAUCUUGUACAAUGAUUUUUUGAAUUAUGGAAAGAGGCUUAAUUUCUUCUAUCUUUCUGCCAAGUCUCCUUGACCUUUUUUCCCUGAGGAUAUUUCAUAACUCUAGAUGCCCAGGGCCACCCAUUAUGGAUCCCAUCAAUAUAUUUUGAGCCUCAGAGUGUUCACUGAUCAGAUUAAUUCAGUAAAUGUUUCACUCAGCUUCUUUUAAACCCAGAAGGAAAAAAUCAUUUCUGCUGUGGUUCCUUUGAAAAACGUUCCCCAAGGGAACAGGGAAAGAUAACAACUUGGGACCUCUUUAGUCUCUCUCAAAAAGAAAAAAGGAUUCAACACCCACCCUCUUUCCUCCCAAAAAACAAGACAAUGCUUAGACAUUCAUUGCUUAUUUCCUUGAAAAGGUCAAUAGCAAACUUAUGAAGACUUCCAUUAAAGUGUGGCAACAGGAUGAAAAUGAGACAGAAAUAAGAUAUGAACAAGGCUGCUAUGUUUACAGAGAAAGGUUAAGCAUAAUGUUGUAGUUUUGCACUGUCAAGUGUCCCCUCUCCCCCAAGUAAAAGUUUUCUGAAGAAACAAA
Molecule: messenger RNA, 8285 nt
Organism: Monodelphis domestica (gray short-tailed opossum)
Lineage: Eukaryota; Metazoa; Chordata; Mammalia; Didelphimorphia; Didelphidae
Gene: PANX1
Product: pannexin 1
Biological process (GO): monoatomic cation transport; positive regulation of interleukin-1 production; cell-cell signaling
Cellular component (GO): plasma membrane
Molecular function (GO): wide pore channel activity
Source: RefSeq, a predicted model, not a curated record